This is a messenger RNA of Pestalotiopsis fici W106-1, 795 nucleotides long. RefSeq lists its product as uncharacterized. Gene Ontology annotation, molecular function: oxidoreductase activity. The record is from RefSeq and is a predicted model, not a curated record. Lineage: Eukaryota; Fungi; Ascomycota; Sordariomycetes; Amphisphaeriales; Sporocadaceae. The coding region runs from base 1 to 795 and encodes 264 amino acids. The transcript is spliced from 3 exons.
AUGACUCACUAUCAACCACUUCUCGGCAAGGUUGCUGUUGUCACCGGCUCAAGCCGAGGCAUUGGCGCCGCCAUUGCCCUCAAGCUCGCCUCAUUUGGCGCCGACGUCGUGGUCAACUACGUCGCCUCAGCCACGGCCGCCGAAGCCGUCGCGGCCUCUGCGCGCGAGCAGGGCGUGCGCGCCAUUUGCGUGCGCGCCGACGUGAGCAAGCGCGACGAGAUUGCCGACUUGUUCCGCCGGACGGUCGCGGAGCUGGGACGCGUCGACGUGGUCAUGAGCAACUCGGGCAUUGAGCAUUUUGGCGACGUCGAGGCAGUCCAGGAAGCCGAGAUUGAUAAAGUCCUGGCCGUCAAUGUCAAGGCGCAGUAUUUUGUGGCCCAGGAGGCCUACAAGUACUUGACCGAGGGCGGUCGCUUGAUCUUGAUCUCGUCGAUUUCUGCGGUUUGGGGCGUCCCCCGUCAUGCAAUCUACAGCGCUUCAAAGGCAGCCAUUACCGGCAUGGUCAAGUGCCUCGCGCAUGAUUUUGGGCCGCGAAGAAUCACCGUGAAUUGCAUUGCCCCCGGAGGAAUCAAGUCGGACAUGUAUGCCGAGGCCGCCAAGGACUACAUUCCAGGAGGCGAGCAUCUCACUGUGGAGGAAAUCGAUGAGAAGGUCGGUGCAAUGAGUCCUCUAAGGCGCCCAGGGCUUCCAGAGGAUAUUGCCGGCGUUGUGGCACUGCUGGCAUCUCCCGAAUCGCAGUGGUUGACUGGCCAGACUUUCCACGUCAGUGGAGGUGCGCACAUGGCCACAUCAUGA